Molecule: messenger RNA, 3030 nt
Organism: Salvelinus fontinalis (brook trout)
Lineage: Eukaryota; Metazoa; Chordata; Actinopteri; Salmoniformes; Salmonidae
Product: trichohyalin-like
Exons: 4
Coding region: 764-2851 (695 amino acids)
Source: RefSeq, a predicted model, not a curated record
CCUGACCAAGAUGGCUGCCAUUUUCACCCCAUUAUGGAACUUUGAUAGUUUAUGACGUAGCCCCUCUAGUAAUUUAAUAGGAUCUCUAUGGUCAAAAUAUGGUUGAGAGGUGAUAUUCUAGAGAUGGUUAGAGCAGGAAUAGAAAUAUAAUUGCUAGAAAGGACAUCCCUAUUCAAUUCAAUGUCGUGCUGAUGGGUGCACCCUUAGCAAAGCAGGAAGUGUCCUCCAUUAACCAAGAAGUACAGGAUUGUAUUGUGCUCAUUAUUUAAUGUCAACUGACAUUACACACAUUUCAAUGAGAAGUCCUUGCCAUGGCGUUUCAAAUAACAAUGGCAAUUGUGUAUAACAAUGCCAAGCUAGCCAUUUUGAGUGUAACCGUGAGAGGGUGCAGUCAAAUUGCUGGGGUCUGAGGGGAUAUUUCCAUUCUACACAUUCUAUUUAUAUGAGAGUAGUUUGCAGAAGGGUUUUAGAAGUUUGCACAAAGACACAGAAGUAAAAUAAACUUCCAAUUGACAAUCUGCAGGGAAAAUUGUCAGUAAUUUUAACAAUAAUACAAUUUCUGUCAAUUUGGAAUAUACUGUACACUAAGGUCAAAUUCAUCUUUGGCAAUUGGGUAAAAAGGAAAGAUGGAACUGUUAAAAGUGAUGUGCUUGAUGCCUUUUGAUGCCGAUGACGUCUUUAGAUUGUUUAAGGAUUUGUUUUCCUUUAGCAGCAUUCUGCAGGAUGCUAACAUUUACCAACUCUCUUUUAGAGCUCAUUCGUUAUGGAAGUGCAGAGUAUUGGUCAGAGCGACUGGCAUUUUGAGGUGGGCCUGCUAAGGAAAGAGGUGGGCCUGCUAAAGCAAUGGGCCUGUAUGGAGGAGACGAGACAGAUAGAGAGACAGAAGAUGGAGAUGUAUGGAGAAGAGAGACAACAGCAGGAUUACCAGUAUCUGGAGAUGAAUAGACAGAAGGUGUUGAAGGAGGUGGAGAGGGACAGACUUGAGAGGAUGAAGAGGGAGGAGAAGAAGGAGCUUGCAAAAAUAAAUCAGAUGAAGGAUGAAGAGUUGCUGUUAAUGGAAAUUAGAAUGAGGGAAAGGACGAGAGAGAUGGAGGAGGAGUGGAGGAGGUUCAGGGAGAAAUCUGAGAGGCAGAAGGUAGAGAAACAGAUGGAGCUCCAGAAGAAGAGACAGGAGGAGAGAGAUGAGUGGGAGAUAUCUGAAAAGAAGAGCAUGGAGGAAUGGAAAGAGUUUCACAGGAAGGAAGAAGACUACAGAAAGGAAGAGGAAUGGAUGGAAGCAGAAAGGAAGAGAAAGAUGGGAGAAGUACAAGACAUGCUGAAAAUGCUGCAAACCAGUCUAACGAAGAAACUGAGUGAUGGAAAGAGAAGAGACCUGGAAGAGAGAAAGGAAGAUGAAAAUAAUAUGGGAGAAAAGUGUGUUAAGGAAGCAAGGGAAAGAGACAGGAGAGAGCUCCUGAAAGAAAAGAGGCGGAGACAGAUUGCAGAAGAAAAAUUGACACACAUGGAGAAACAAAUGAUGGAGAGGGAGGGGGAGGGGGAGAAAGAACUUGAGAGUCAAAUUAGAGAAGAUAUGAGAAAAAGAGAAGAGGAAAGAAAGCAUGAGGAGGAAAUUAAAAUGAAGAGACUGGAAGAGGACCUAAUGAAAGAAAAGAAGCAGAGACAGAUUGCAGAAGAAAAUAUGACACACAUGGAGAAACAAAUAAGACAGCUGGAGGAGAGGGAGGAGGAGAGAGAACUUGAGAGUCAGAUUAGAGAAGAUAUGAGAAAGCAUGAGGAGGAAAUGAAAAUGAGGAAACUGGAAGACAUGAAGAAUGAAAUGUUUGGGAAAAUUAGAGAGUUGGAGGAGAGGAUGAUAAAGAUGGAAAGACAGCAUGCAGAGAAGACCACGAUGGAGGAGGAGAAGGAGGAAAGAAAGAGGGUGGAAGACACAGUGAGGAUGAAAGAUUUUUCCAUUUUCGCAGCGGCAACGGUUAAGACUCAGGGCCCAGGUGAGGAUCAACUAGCAAUUGAAGGAAAGACAAACGACACUCAGACAGACCAGGCAGCAAAGGUCAAAGGUGAACAGGACCUGGACAUUGACUGGUCAGAGAGUGACUAUGAUAGUGAGGGAACAAUGGAUAGUGACAAUGAGUACACAGGUAAAGACGAAUGGACAAAGUGGAGAGUGGACAUUGAGGAAAAGAAAGCGUGUACACAACUCCAACAUGAUGGAAAUACAGCUGAGAGAGACGACAUAAACCAAGAGAAGAAAAAGGUCCAGCCAGCAAAAUGCAAAGAUGUAUCCAUCUUUUCAGCUGGUGCUCACACUCAGCAGACCCAGCAAUGCAAAGAUGUCUCCAUGGUUACUGCAACUGAGUCAAAGACUCUGAAACCUCAGGAGGACCAGCCAGCAAUGUGCAAAGCUGGAGGAAAGACUAACACUACUCAGACAGACCAGGCAACAAAGGUCAAAGGUGAACAGGACCUGGACAUUGACACAGACUGGUCAGAGAGUGACUAUGAUAGUGACGAUGGAUUCAUAACUGAAGAAGUAUGGCAAAAGCGGAAAGAGGACAAUGAGAAGAAAAGACAAAACAAAGAUUACACAGUUACACCAUUACCGAAUACAGAUAGGAUUGAUGGAGAGAUCUCAAGAGAAAAGAUUGGAAAGAUAAACCAAGAUCAGAGGGCUGCAGCGGAGGGAAAGACUCAGAACCCUCAGACAUAUCAGCCAGUAAAGGUCAAAGGUGAAAGUGACCUGACAAGUGGGGGAAUGAACCAAGAGAAGACAGAGAUAGAGGUCCUUCAGGGGUCUCGUCAGGAACAGCCAGCUAAGUGUAAAGGUCAGGAGGGUUGGAGGACCAUGCUAUAACCAGUAGAGCUGUUAUUUUACAUUUAACAUUUACAUUUUAGUCAUAGAGCAGAUGCUCUUAUUCAGAGCGACUAUACUGGCCCCCUGUGGGAAUCGAAAACACAAGCCUGGUGUUGCAAGCACCAUGAAAUACCAACUGAGACACACUAAGCUCUAAAUAACAGCAAUGAUGUUUAUUU